Molecule: messenger RNA, 1877 nt
Organism: Capsaspora owczarzaki ATCC 30864
Lineage: Eukaryota; Filasterea; Ministeriida; Capsasporidae
Exons: 7
Coding region: 110-1621 (503 amino acids)
Biological process (GO): retrograde transport, endosome to Golgi
Cellular component (GO): Golgi apparatus; membrane
Source: RefSeq, a predicted model, not a curated record
UUGCUUUUUUUUUUUUUUUCGUUUUCUACUUCGUUUCGCCAUUGUCCUGCUCUCUCUCGUUCUCUCUGUCUCUCUCUCCUUCUCUCUCCUUAUCUCUCUCUUUGCAUCCAUGCGAGCCUCGUUGGCCCUCCCUCCUGCUGCUGCCGUGGCUCUGCUGCUCUGCGCCGCCCUCGCAACGACUGUCGACGCGUCCAUUUUCCACUUUACCAUUGUCGAUCCUGACAACACCCAGAACAACUAUGAGCCGCUGUAUCCCAACUCUCAAGUCUACAUUGACUUGAAAUGCGCCCCAGCCGACAUGAACUCGACUUUCACGAUGCUCGUGGCAUCGUCAACCUCGUAUGAUUGGAUUUCGUCGGCACUGCGAGGCGAUUGCUGCACCGACAGCACUGACACACAGACAUGCCAUGCCGGUUUCCUCAUCCCAAAGACCGCCCCUGCGUUCUCGCUGAUUCAGUCGGCGUCGUACGACUGCCGACCCGAGCCCUUCACCUCGACCGUGCUGAUUGCCUCGGAGGCUGAUUUUGUCGUCUCCCUGUACAAGCGCUGCCUGGGCACUGCCACUCUCAUCGGCACCACUUCGUACAGCGGCCCUUACGGCUACAUGGAUGCUCGCGAGUACCCGCUGCUCGUCAUCUUCGGCCUGCUCAUCGGCUUGCACGCCGUCAUGCUGUUGGUGUGGAUUGGCCUGUCAAUCUACCACCGACGCGUGCUGCUCAAGCUGCAGUACAUUAUCGGCGGUGUCAUUCUGCUUGGUUUGUUCGAGACGGCCAUCUGGUGCGGCUACUACAGCGACUUUAACCAGAACGGUGUCCGAAACACGUCUCUCUGGAACUUUGCCUCGUUCAUGGGCAGCGUGAAGAAGACUGUGGCUUUGGUCUUUGUCUUGCUCGUGAGCCUUGGCUACGGUGUCGUCCAACCCGCGUUGCCUCCGAGCACCUACCUUCGUGUUGCUGGUCUUGGAUUGGCUCUGCUGGUCUCCAACACCGCCGCCGCUUACCAAUCGUCUGAGACUGGUGCCAAGACGGCCUCAUUCCAGAUCUUGAUGGUGCCUCUGGCGCUCGUCUACGCCCUGUUCUUUACCUGGAUUUUGUACAGCUUGCAUCUCGUGUAUCGCAUGCUGCAGGUCAAGAAGCAGGAGCUCAAGCUGAAAAUGUACCGCUGGCUCAUGAUCAGCCUGGUGGCGGUGCUUGCUCUCGGCCUCGCUGGCGUCCUGUUUGAGAUUUACGUCAACAAAACCGACGCUGACUCGCGGUUCUGGGAGAUGGCAUGGCUCCGCACUGCCCUCUGGCACGCCAUGUUCUUCUUGACCUUGUUGAGUAUCUCUAUUCUGUGGCGUCCGACGUCCAACAACACCCGAUACGCGUACACCCCGCUUGAUCAAGACGACGACGAUGAGGAGGAGCAGGCCAACCCUGUGCCUCAAGCCUUUGGCGACAUUAAGCUUCGCGCAGUAAACCGCUCCGACCCAGACGAUGACGACAACAUUCGAUGGGCUGAGGAGAAUCUGCCGUCGUCCAGCGCGAUGGAUCGCGAUUUUGUCCCGAAAGUGGUUUCUGGCAUGCUCGACGACGACGAAACGCGCGCCGAGAUUGCCAACACGCGGUCCAAGUUGCAAUGAUGCCUUCAAUUCAGCAUCUCCCACCCACCCAACUGGAUUUCAAUUUUUUCUUUUCCCCCUUUCUCCGCUCCACACCUCUCCGAUGCUUGACCUGGGUGAUUUGUCGCUUUUUUUGGUUGUUCGUAGAUAUUUGUUCCGUUCUACUGGUUGUUUUUUUCAGGUCUAGCUUACAAGUCUCGUUGUGAUUUCGUUUGAUCGUGUUUUUCUGUAUGUCCGGUAAAAUAUUCUUGAAAUACAAAUGGAAUGGUUCCAACAA